Molecule: messenger RNA, 1035 nt
Organism: Parastagonospora nodorum SN15
Lineage: Eukaryota; Fungi; Ascomycota; Dothideomycetes; Pleosporales; Phaeosphaeriaceae
Exons: 2
Coding region: 1-1035 (344 amino acids)
Source: RefSeq, a predicted model, not a curated record
AUGGCUCCCAAGGACACCUCCAAAAUCUCUUACUCCCGAGCCGACUCAGGCUACCUCUCCGACCUCAUCUCCUUGGCCCGCGAAAGCGAUGAGGCCGCUGCAGCACUGCUCACAUCCUCUCCGUCUAGGUCUAGCAGUAGCAUCGAGUUCACCCUACGCACUUUCGACGACACAGACUGGAACGAUGUAGGUCGUUCAAGCAGGCAAGUCACCCGCCAGAACAGGCAAUGUAGGGCGAUUGCCGCGCGCAUCAAGACGCCCACGCGUUUCCCCAUCAAGCCGCUCGCGGGGACGAUGGCGCGCGCGAGGAAGGAGGUGGAGAGGAUGGCGGCGAGGAAGAGUGGUGGAAGCUUUGCAAGGAGCGUUUAUGCGCAGCCAGUGGCAUCGCAGCCUAUGGUGUGCAAGAUGCAGGAUGGGAGUAGCCAGAGGGGGCUUUGGGUUGAUGGGAAGUGGUUUUUGCCUCACCAACCUCUGCAGAUGGGAUCUGGAUUCGCAAAAGUUCCCACGGGACCCAAGAGAAUUACUAUCAUCAGCCGCGGUACGGCAGAGAGGGACUUCCGGCCCAAGAGGAUCGUCUUGAUCAACCGCGAUGGGGCUGCGGAGAGGGAGUUUCGGCCUAAGCGGAUCGUCUUGAUUAAUUGCCGCCCUGAUCAAAACAGCGCUGUGGUUGAGGAUAAGAUCGAGCCAGUGGUUGAACGGGACGACCUCCAGCCAAAGAGAAUUACCCUCAUCAACCGCUGUACGGUGGAGGAGAGGGACUUCAAGCCCAAGCGUAUUGUCCUUAUCAACCGCCGUCCUGAUCAAGCCAACGAGAAUACAAUCAAGUCAGGUGGUACUGAAUGUGCUACAUCUGGCGAGAAGGAAAAGUCCCAGUCUGUUGAUGGCUUUGGUCGGACUCGCGCUGCUACCAAGAAAAUCCGCGAGCAGGGUCUGGAGUUUGAUACUACGAACAAGAUCAGACGCAAGCGCAAGAGCGAGGAUUCUGUACAGGGCGUGCGACAGGGCAAGAUGUCGAAGCUGGACACGAGCGAGUGA